Messenger RNA from Clupea harengus (Atlantic herring), 2483 nucleotides. It is a transcript of the gene thop1, whose product is annotated as thimet oligopeptidase 1. Gene Ontology annotation, cellular component: mitochondrial intermembrane space. Gene Ontology annotation, biological process: peptide metabolic process; proteolysis. Gene Ontology annotation, molecular function: metalloendopeptidase activity. NCBI's taxonomy places the organism in Eukaryota, Metazoa, Chordata, Actinopteri, Clupeiformes, Clupeidae. The record is from RefSeq and is a predicted model, not a curated record.
CUGAGAUGGAGGACCUUGGUGUGAUUGACACAUACCCAGGCCUAUCGCGUUGGGAGCGUUGGGAACGAGGGGAGGUAUCAACGUUGAGGAACCGGACAGUGGAACACACGCUGCAACUCAGUUGUUUGAAUUAUGGCACCCACAGGAGAAGUGGUGUUUGGCACGCAGACUCGAGUCUGUGCAGAGAACCGUCUGCGCUGGGACCUGACCCCAGAGCAGAUUCAUGAGCUGUCUGACGAGCUCAUUGCUAAGACCAAGCAGGUGUAUGACACCGUUGGCACUCUGGACCUGGGUAAGGUGACCUACGAGAACACCCUGAAGGCGCUGGCAGAUGUUGAAGUGGACUACACGGUCCAGCGCAACAUGCUGGAUUUCCCCCAGCAUGUCUCCUCCUCCAAGGAGGUGCGCACCGCCAGCACGGAGGCCGAUAAGAAGCUGUCGGAGUUCGAUGUGGAGAUGAGCAUGAGGGAGGACGUGUACCAACGCAUCGUCGCCCUGGAGGGUAAACUGGAGGUGGGAGACACUCUCACUGCAGAGGGGAAGAGGUACAUGGAGAGGCUGACCAAGCUGGGGAAGAGGAACGGCCUCCACCUUCCCAAAGAGACCCAGGAUGAGAUCAAAACCAUCAAGAAGAAGCUGAGUAACCUGUGCAUCGACUUCAACAAGCACCUGAAUGAGGACACCACCAGCCUGGCCUUUACCCGUGACGAGCUCGGUGGUCUGCCGGAGGACUUCCUGACUUCACUGGAGAAGGAUUCGGAGGGCAAGCUAAAGAUCACACUGAAGUACCCACACUACUUCCCCACCAUCAAGAAGUGCCACGUGCCCGAGACCCGCAAGAGACUGGAGGAGGCCUUCAACUCCCGCUGCAAGGAGGAGAACUCUGGCAUCCUGAAGGAGCUGGUGCAGUUGCGUGCGCAGAAGAGUACUCUGCUGGGCUUCAGCACCCAUGCUGACUUUGUGCUGGAGAUGAACAUGGCCAAGUCUGCCAAGAAGGUCUCCACAUUCCUCGAGGAGCUGGCGCGUAAGCUGAAGCCUCUGGGCGAGGAGGAGCGCGCUGUGAUCCUGAAGCUGAAGGAACAGGAGUGUCAGAAGCGUGGUCUGCCCUUCAAGGGCGAGCUGCACGCCUGGGACACGCGCUACUACAUGACCCAGGUGGAGGAGACCCAGUACGCCGUGGACCAGAACACGCUCAAGGAGUACUUCCCCAUGGAGGUGGUGACCCACGGCCUGCUGGACAUCUACCAGGAGCUGCUGGACCUCACCUUCGAGAAGGUGGAGGGCGCCCCCGUGUGGCACGACGACGUCACACUCUACUGCGUCAAGGACCGCACCAGCGGACAAGUGGUCGGACAGUUCUACCUGGACCUCUUUCCCAGGGAGGGUAAGUACGGUCACGCGGCCUGUUUCGGCCUGCAGCCGGGGUGUUUGCUGCCGGACGGCUCACGUCAGAUGGCCGUGGCCGCUAUGGUGGCCAACUUCAGCAAGCCCACGGCCGACGCCCCCUCUCUCCUCCAGCACGAUGAGGUCGAGACCUACUUCCAUGAGUUUGGCCACGUGAUGCACCAGCUGUGUGCCCAGGCUGACUUCGCCAUGUUCAGCGGGACGCACGUGGAGCGGGACUUUGUGGAGGCACCGUCUCAGAUGCUGGAGAACUGGGUGUGGGAGAAAGAGCCGCUGCAGCGCAUGUCCAAGCACUACAAGACCGGGACCGCCAUCCCCGAGGAUCUGCUCGACAAACUCAUCAAGUCUCGCCUCGCUAACACUGGUCUGUUUAACCUGAGGCAGAUUGUCUUGGCAAAGGUGGACCAGUGCCUGCACACCAAGUUACGUGUGGACCCGGCCGAGGAGUACGCCAGGCUGUGCCAGGAGAUCCUGGGAGUGCCCGCCUCCGCUGGGACCAACAUGCCUGCUACCUUUGGCCACCUUGCUGGAGGGUACGAUGCUCAGUAUUACGGCUACCUGUGGAGUGAGGUGUUCUCCAUGGACAUGUUCUAUGCCCGCUUCAAGCAGGAGGGCAUCAUGAACCCAAAGGUGGGUCAGGACUACAGGAACUGCAUCCUGCAGCCGGGCGGUUCCGUGGACGCCACGGAGAUGCUGAAGAAGUUCCUGGGGCGGGAGCCCAAGCACGAGGCCUUCCUCCUGAGCAAAGGACUAACGGUGGAUGUGGAGGUGGGCACGCCCUGCGCCUGUUGACCGCGCUCGCCCCCCGCCCAGCUCCACACCUCAGCGGUCAGAAACAGACCAGCCCAUGGAGCCUGGCGAGCGCUCAGCCACCACAGACUUUUCACCUUGUUUUCUAAACGAAUCGGCAAGCGAGUCAAACUCUAGAACAGCUCUCUGUUUCGCACUAAUGUACGGUUACAACUGUUAAUCUUUCCCUUUUUUUCUCUUCCUAAGUUUUUUCAGGGAGUUUGGAGAGUUGUUUUAAAAAAUGUGCGGUUAUAUACAAUGCAGGUUAAAAGUAAAAAAAAUUAAAUAAU